AUGACAAAAGAACAACAACCACUGCCGCUUUCUAUACUAGCUAUUGGUGAUUCACUUACAGCUGGUUACUACAAUGGUGGCUGGGGUCAUCAUCCGUAUGCUAUUCAUCUGGCAGAUUUAUUGGAAUCUGCUCAUAUUCCUGUGAAGAUAGAUCAACGAGGUGUCAGUGGUGAACGAGUUGUACCAACGAUGGUGAAUAGACUUCAUAGUUUCCUAGAAAAAGGUACCUCAUACGACUGGAUCAUCAUAUUAGGUGGAACAAACGAUUUAGCUGGUUCAGUAUUAGCCGAAAAUAUCUUUACGAAAGGUUUAGAACCAAUGUAUGCAAUGUGUCUUAAUCAAUCACAAACGAAAACGAAGUUAGCUGUUAUGACUGUUAUUGAAAACGGAUAUGAUUCACCAUCUCAUGAGGAUGAUAAAGAACGACAAAUAUUAAAUGAUAUGAUUCGAAACUAUGUGACCAAUACUGAUAAACCAGAUAGGGUUUAUUUAGUUGAUCUCGAUAAAGGUAUACUAUUUCAUAGUAUGAACAAUGAUGAACGGCUGCAAAUUUGGGAUGAUUGUGUUCAUUUAACAUCUUCUGGAUAUGAUCUACUACAACGAGCAGCAGUAGUACCACAAGUAGCAGUACAACCAGUAGUAGCAGUACCUCAAGCAGUACUACAACGAGCAGUAGUAGUACUUCAAGUAGCACCACAACCACGACCACCACUAGCAGUACCACUACAAGCAGCAGCAGCACCUCAAGUAGCACUACAACAAGUAGCAGUAGUACCACUAGCAGUACUACAACGAGCAGUAGCAGUACCACAAGUAGUACUACCACUACCACAAGCAGUACCUCAAGUAGCACCACUAUCACCACCAGUAGUACCACAAGUAGUACUACUACAACGACUAUCACUAGCAGUACCACUACAAGUAGCAGUACUACAAUUAGUACUACCACUACUACUAGUAGUACCUCAAGUAGCACGGCAUCCAUCACAACUUCUCAAACAUCAAAUAUCAAUGAAAGUAAUAAUAUAA
Molecule: messenger RNA, 1029 nt
Organism: Adineta steineri
Lineage: Eukaryota; Metazoa; Rotifera; Eurotatoria; Adinetida; Adinetidae
Source: the annotation of a GenBank genome assembly